This is a messenger RNA of Elgaria multicarinata webbii, 969 nucleotides long. RefSeq names its product olfactory receptor 5G9-like. The transcript has a single exon. Lineage: Eukaryota; Metazoa; Chordata; Lepidosauria; Squamata; Anguidae. Gene Ontology annotation, cellular component: membrane. Gene Ontology annotation, molecular function: olfactory receptor activity; odorant binding; G protein-coupled receptor activity. The record is from RefSeq and is a predicted model, not a curated record. Bases 1 to 969 code for a protein of 322 amino acids. Gene Ontology annotation, biological process: G protein-coupled receptor signaling pathway.
AUGAAAAAGAACAUAAAGAAACUAGAGGGGGAGAAUGGAACCAAUAUCACAGAAUUCAUUCUUUUAAGCUUUGGAGACGUCCAGGAGCUGCAGAUCCUUCUCUUUGUGGUGUUUCUAAUGAUCUACAUCAUGACUAUGGUCGGGAACCUUCUCAUUGUUAUACUAGUUGCAACUGAUCAAAACCUACACACCCCAAUGUAUUUCUUUCUUGGGAAUCUGUCUUUCUUGGAGACUUGCUACAGCUCAACCAUCCUCCCCAGAAUGCUGGCCAGUUUUUUCAGUAACAGACAAAGUGUUUCGGUGAAUGGCUGCAUUAUGCAGUUAUGGUUUUUUGGUUUCCUAAUUGCAUCGGAAUGUUAUCUGCUGACAGCAAUGUCUUAUGAUCGCUAUGUGGCAAUAUGUAGGCCCCUUCAUUAUUCAGUCAGUAUGAAUUUCAAGAUCUGCCUCCAGUUGGUGUGUGGCUCUUUUUUUGGCAGUUUUGUGAUCAACAUGAUGUUGUUAGUAUUUAUACUGCAGUUACGUUUUUGUGGCCACAAUGUGAUUGAUCAUUUCUUUUGUGAUUUCAUUCCAAUGGUGAAUGUUGCCUGUAGUGAUACACAUCACAUAAAACUUCUAUCAGUUGUUCUGACCUCUAUCAGCACCUUGCCUCCAUUUGGUAUAACAAUAGCAUCGUAUGGAUGUAUCAUUAAUGCCAUUUUUGGAAUCCCAUCCACGACAGGGAGGCAAAAGGCCUUCUCUACCUGCUCUUCUCAUCUCAUUGUAGUGACCAUUUUCUAUGGAACCCUCAUCACUGUGUACAUUUUGCCAGACACCAAUGAACUGAGAGAGCUGAACAAAGUCUUCUCUGUGUUUUACACCAUCCUAACACCUCUAAUCAAUCCUCUCAUAUACAGCCUAAGGAAUAAAGAGGUUAUGGAAGCCAUGAAGAGAGCAGCCUUCAAAUGUGUGACCAGCAUAAGAGUUCUUUGA